Molecule: messenger RNA, 300 nt
Organism: Colletotrichum higginsianum IMI 349063
Lineage: Eukaryota; Fungi; Ascomycota; Sordariomycetes; Glomerellales; Glomerellaceae
Exons: 1
Coding region: 1-300 (99 amino acids)
Source: RefSeq, a predicted model, not a curated record
AUGACGUCCUGGCGGCUGUCGGGCGCGCUCGCUUGCUUCACCCUUUUCGUCCCGACAAUCAUGGCCGAGGACGCCUUUCAAUGGACAUGGCGCAGGCUCAAGACAGAGGCAGGCCUCGGCGACGACGACUUGAGGCUCGUGGAGAAGGCUUUUGGCUUCGUGUGGACCUUUUUGGCCCUGGCCGUGGUCACGCCCGUCUUCAACUAUCCCCUUCAGCGCGUCCCGACCAAGAGCAACCCGCAGUAUGUUGUUCCUUGGAGCUUCUUCGGGCCUGAUUACGGGGGCACGCUGAGCAAAUAG